GUGAUGGCGCCACAUUAUCAUCACCCCUCCCCUUACCGAACUGUCAAAUCGAGGAACGUUGUUUGUAUACGAAAUUUUCAGUUUUCAGUCUUAACUACGGUCCGGGGGCUUCGAGCGAGUGAAUAAGAUCAGGAUGAAUCGAACAAUGGAUGAAAAAGAAGAGUUGGUGAAAAAGUCCUUAUUUAGUUUUGUGAGAAAGGAAGUGCCUACUGCCCAAUUAAGUUUAAUAGAUGAUAUUGUCCUGAGUUAUGUAGUGAGUAUGGUAGAAGAAAAUGCUCUUGAGGAUGAUUUGGAUGUUGAUGGAUUGUGUGAAAUGGUCUCAGCUUGUCUUCCUGAGUUUUCAAAGAUUGAAAAGGAAGCAGUAUCCAAGUGGCUAUUGGAUGUCGAAAGUAAAUUACGACAAGAAAGUAAAGAAACUGAAAAUUGUCAGCCUCAUGAUCCUUUAAGUCAUAUUAGUUUGACUGCAUUAUUACCUCCUGGUACCCAAAGUAUGAGAGUUCAUCAUCUCUCAGAAACAAGUGAUGCUGGGAGUGAUUCUAGUGGAGAAUACUCCUCAGAAGAAUCAUUUUGGCAUCAAGUAGCACUUUUGCAAGAAAUGUUUCCAGCAGCAAGUCUGGCAGAGGCCAGACACUGUUUAGCAGUUGCUGGUGGAGAUAUAGCAAAGGCAGCUCAGCUUGCGCUUCAUCGACAGGAAGCAGGGCAGAGCAUUGUCAGUAAUCCUACAUUUUUAACUCCGAACGCUCGCAACAAGGCCAGAGUGAACGACGAGGAACUGAAAUCACGUAUCAUUGCACGAUACAGUUACGUCGAUAGGGAUGAUGAUUCGCGUGAGCAUCGUCCAGUCGCUCCGAAAACAGAACCGAAAAAGUUAGUGCGUUAUCUCGAUAACAAGAUUGUGAGCGUAAAAGGUGAACGCUAUACCGAAGUGAGAAGGGGUGGCGAAGAGGAGGAUGGCAAUGAAGGUGGCAGGAGACGAGGUCAUUCCCGGCCGUAACCAGUCCCUUUGCCUCCACCCCCCGAUCCACCCCCUUGGAGGCAUCUGAUUUAAGAUAAAGCUUUUACUUAGACUCUCUUCUUGCUUAUAGAGGAAUACGGACAGGGUGUUGAAUUCUUACGUACGCAGCAUUAACUUUUUGUUCCUUUUCAGUUAAAUUUGUCUCAUCCAGUCACUAUUAUCAAUUUUAGAGAUAUCUUUUUAUUAUUCUUUUUUAUGCGUGAUAUUAUAUUUAUGUGAUCUAAUGCAAGAGAUUUGUAGCAUUGGAAACCGCAAUCGCGCAGUGUACCGUUUACAAUACGAAAUCAUAGAAAUUUGUUCUGACGACGGUACAGUUUGCGAGUACUACAUCGCAGUAUAAGUACCUGUUUAAUGUAUACUAUUUAAUUUACUAUUGAAUUUUGUUUUAGUUUUCUGUCGAGCGUACAAUGGUCACAAAGAUAAUGUAUCCAUUAUUUGGAUAAUUUGUAAAUGAUAAAAUUGUAAAUGGUCAAAUGAACAAAUCCCGAAGGCAAUUUAUUUUUGUUCAUAUUUUAAAAUUUUAUUUUAUAUUUUAUUUGUAAAUACCUAUAGAAAAUGAAUUUCUAUUUAUUGUCUUUAUAAGAAUAUAACGUUUGCAUUACCAUGUUUUCAUACGGAAUUCAUUUGCAACAUAAAAUGUGACUAAUGUAAACUCGACUUUUAACUUAAAACUUACUUUUCUCGACUUCAUAUAAAUAAUUAUACUUUGCAUUUUUACCCAUGCACUCCUUCGGUGUCAAAAUAACAUGCAUUUUUGUUUUAAUUUAUUAAGCAUAUUGUGUGUCUCAUUACGUUUUUUUUUUUUUUUUUUUUAUUAGUGAGUACUGUACGAUUGUUACAUUACUGUUAUUAUUAAGUCAAUGAACACGUGCUAAUAUCUGUUCAAGUAGUUUAGGAUUGUAUAUUUUAUACUAUUAGAGUAGAAAACUCAGUUGAUUAUUUUCAAACAUUAUCGAAACCAAGUGAAGAUCCCUCUCCCUUUUUCUCUUACCAUGUAUCUAAUGAUGUUGCAUUUAAGGACGUUAAGAUAAUAAGUGAUAUAUCCUUGCGAGAGAAACAAUUUCUUGCAAAUGCGCUAAAAAAAAAACACUAAAUACAACAAAAACUUUAGGAAUUUUUAUGUGCACAUUUACUUGAAAACGUCACGAAAUUCAAAAUGAAUACCAUUCCAAGCAUAACCAGUAAUAACGAACUAUAAUAUAAUUAGAGUUCAUCAAACAAUACAGUGUUGAUUGUAAAGGUAAACAUUGUCUCUGUAAUUGAAGUAAACUGUGCGCAUACUAAAUCUUUUAGUAUACAAAUUAUUAUCGAAUUGUAGGUUUCGGAUAAUGAAUUUUAGUAGAUGUAUUAGGUAGGCAAAAAAUAUAUUAGUGUAGGUGUGUGUAUGUGUGUGUAUACAUAUAUAUUCACAUGCACACACGCAUACAUGUACUAGAUAUCUGAGCGGAAUAAAAUUUGCUUACCGCGCCAUAUAAUUUACCAGUAUUACUAUUGUUAUUGCUAUUAUUGCAAACUUUAAAGUGUAGGCAGAUGUAAUCAUUAAAAUAUGUAUUAGGAUACUAACACGUUGAGUGAUGUACACUCAACAAUUAUGGUGGAGUGCGUGUUUUGACAAUGAAUCAAUAGAAACACCAAAUUGUCAUGACUAAACACUGACUAUCAUUGAUGCAAGAUGUGUAAUUAUAUGAAAAUAUAAAUUUUGUAUUAUCAUAUUUUAUUUAGGCCCAUUGUUGUAUUAUUCGGUCACUGGUAUUGUUGAAUUUCAUUUACAUUCUUUUUUUAUAUUAUUUUAUGAAGGAUACAAUGUACUGUUAAUAUAUUUGUUUAUAGUCUUUCGGUUUAGCAAUUGGAUUUGCUUAAUAAAAGAAACAAAUUUGUGAAUACAUUAUAAUGAUUUUCAGUUGGGCCAAUCCUUGCCAUAGAUGAUUAUAUGAACUAUA
This is a messenger RNA of Hylaeus anthracinus, 2955 nucleotides long. RefSeq names its product CUE domain-containing protein 2-B. The coding region runs from base 134 to 994 and encodes 286 amino acids. The transcript is spliced from 5 exons. NCBI's taxonomy places the organism in Eukaryota, Metazoa, Arthropoda, Insecta, Hymenoptera, Colletidae. The record is from RefSeq and is a predicted model, not a curated record.